Messenger RNA from Sinocyclocheilus anshuiensis, 798 nucleotides. RefSeq names its product transcription cofactor vestigial-like protein 1. The coding region runs from base 137 to 601 and encodes 154 amino acids. Gene Ontology annotation, biological process: regulation of DNA-templated transcription. Gene Ontology annotation, cellular component: nucleus. NCBI's taxonomy places the organism in Eukaryota, Metazoa, Chordata, Actinopteri, Cypriniformes, Cyprinidae. The transcript is spliced from 3 exons. The record is from RefSeq and is a predicted model, not a curated record.
GGGAACGAGUUAACUAACCUAACUGCAGCUUGUUCAAAUCUCGCGCAACAGCUGAUAUUUCGCCUUUAUCAAUGUAAUUGUUCGGGUUGCAGCGUCUGAUUAAACACUCGAGAUUCCACGGCUUGUACGAUCAGUGAUGGAGGAGGAUCUAGGGAACCCUGUGGCUAAGAAGACUAAGGAGGAGUCCAGUAGUGUCCUUCUCACUUACUUCAAAGGAGACAUCAACAGCAUGGUGGAUGAACAUUUCUCCCGUGCUCUGAGUCAAGCAGCUAAACCGAAGGGAGAACGCUCCAAAAUCAAAAGAAACCGUAAAGUUGCUCAAACAAAUGGACUUGGUUCAAGUCAAUGGGAAGCACAGUCACAAACCAGGUUUCAGCCCUUGUUUCCUCCAGAACAUCUCCGGGAAGGAACAAGCAGCGAGUCUCAAUCAAACCAUCAUAUGCCACCAAAUCACCCUGCAAACAGUGCUGCUCUGUGGUCAGGGAAUUCUAGGCAGGGAUUGAGUCUCGCUCUACCCCCCAUGAUGUAUCCCUCAGCUGUAUCCUCUGAUGGUUUGAUGGUGGCAGAACACCAGUACUCUAAUUCUCUGUUAAACUUUUAAUUCUCUUGCUCCACAACGAUCACCCUGACAUGGGCACAGUGGUGCUACCCUCCUCCAAACAAGACCUCAUGUCUGGAUGGACCAAGUAUCCAGGAUUUGGCAAUCAGAUGAAUUGCAAUAUCAAUCUUAACUCUGGUAAAUGCCCUCAUUUUAGUACUUUUUGAAAAGGUACCCCAGUAACAGCUUUUGUACCCCAC